This is a messenger RNA of Nycticebus coucang (slow loris), 4234 nucleotides long. Its product is annotated as zinc finger protein 595-like. The transcript has 4 exons. The record is from RefSeq and is a predicted model, not a curated record. Gene Ontology annotation, molecular function: RNA polymerase II cis-regulatory region sequence-specific DNA binding; DNA-binding transcription repressor activity, RNA polymerase II-specific. Gene Ontology annotation, biological process: negative regulation of transcription by RNA polymerase II. The coding region runs from base 158 to 2683 and encodes 841 amino acids. Lineage: Eukaryota; Metazoa; Chordata; Mammalia; Primates; Lorisidae.
GGCAUUCCUCUCUCUGGGCACUGAUCUGGGGUACCCUCUUCAGCUUUUGGGUGUCUUGGAGAAUCCAGGUGUCUCUAGAGCAGCCUCUGUCAUCCUGUGAACUGCACGUGCUGGGAGAUUUGUAGAGACAACACCGGGACAUCCCGGAAGCUGGGAAAUGGAACUGUUGACAUUCAGAGAUGUGUCUAUAGAGUUCUCUAUGCCUGAAUGGGACUGCCUGGACCCUGCUCAGCAGAAUUUGUAUCGGGAUGUCAUGUUAGAGACCUACAGACACCUGGUCUUCCUUGGGCUUACUGUCUCUAAGCCGGACCUCAUCACCUGUCUGGAGCAAAGGAAAGAACCCUGGAUGGUGAAGACUCACCAGACAGUGGUCAAGCACCCAGUUAUAUCUAAUUCUUCUACCCAGAGCAAUUCGGAAGUAGUGGGCAUGAAUAUCUUAUUACCAGAGGUAAUCCUGAGAAGAUAUGAAAAUGACAACCCUGAAAAUUUCAACUCAAUAAAAGACUGGGAUAGGGUUUAUGAGUAUAAGCAGCAGAAAGUAUGUUCCAAUGGACUAGAUGGAAGUUUAACAGCUAUGCAUGAUAAAAUCUACGAAUGUAGUAAACGUUUCAAAGUUGUCAGAAAAUUAUCAAAUGUAAAUGGACAUAAGAUGAUACCUACUGGGGAGGUAACAUUUGAAUGUAAAAAAUAUGGGAAAGCCUUAAAACUAUGCUCAAACCUGGGUAAAGAUAAGAUAACUCAUUUUGUUGAAAAGCAGUACAAAUGUAAAGAAUGUGGGAAAGUCUUUAAAUCUUGUUCAAGACUGUCUAAGUACAGGGAACUUCAUACUGCAGAGAAAAUCCCCCAUUGUAAGAAUAAUGACAAGUGUUUUAGCCACAGCUCAAAAUAUUCUUACCAUGAGACAAUUGAUAACCUAGAGAAACCCUAUAAAUGUGAAGAAUGUGGCAAAUCCUUUAACAAUUCCUCACGUCUGUCUGUACAUAAAAGAAUUCAUUCUGGAGAGAAACCUUUCAAAUGUGAAGAAUGUGGGAAAUUAUUUAAUAGUUCCUCACGUCUGUCUGUACAUAAAAGAAUUCAUUCUGGAGAGAAACCCUACAAAUGUCUAGAAUGUGGAAAAGCCUUUAAUCAUUACUCAAAUCUCUCUGUACAUAAAAGACUUCAUUCUGGGGAGAAAUCCUAUAAAUGUCAAGAAUGUGGAAACACCUUCAAGCAGUACUCACACCUUUCUGUACAUAAAAGAAUUCAUUCUGGGGAAAAACCCUACAAAUGUGAGGAAUGUGGAAAAGCCUUUUCCCAGUACUCAUCCCUUUCUAUACAUAAAAGAAUUCAUUCUGGGGAAAAACCCUACAAAUGUGAAGUAUGUGGAAAAGGCUUUAACCAGUACUCAUCCCUUUCUGUACAUAAAAGAAUUCAUUCUGGAGAGAAACCCUACAAAUGUGAAGAAUGUGACAAAGCCUUUGGGGAUUCCUCAACCCUUUCUACACAUAAAAGAAUUCAUUCUGGAGAAAAACCCUACAAAUGUGAAGAAUGUGGAAAAGCCUUUAACCAGUACGCACACCUUUCUGCACAUCAAAGAAUUCAUUCUGGAGAGAAACCCUACAAAUGUGAAGAAUGUGACAAAGCCUUUAGCGAUUCCUCAACCCUUUCUGCACAUAAGAGAAUUCAUUCUGGAGAGAAACCCUACAAAUGUGAAGAAUGUGGAAAAGCCUUUAAGGAUUCCUCAACCUUUUCUGCACAUAAGAGAAUUCAUUCUGGAGAGAAACCCUACAAAUGUGAAGAAUGUGGAAAAGCCUUUAACUGGUACUCAGCCUUAUCUAAACACAAGAGAACUCAUUCUGGAGAGAAACCCUACAAAUGUGAAGAAUGUGGUAAAACCUUUAACCAGUACUCCCACCUUUCUGUACAUAAAAGAAUUCAUUCUGGAGAUAAACCCUACACAUGUGAAGAAUGUGGCAAAGCCUUUAAAGAUUCCUCAACCCUUUCUGCACAUAAAAGAAUUCAUUCUGGAGAGAAACCUUACAAAUGUGAAGAAUGUGGAAAAGCCUUUAAACACUACUCAUACCUUUCUGUACAUAAAAGAAUUCAUGCUGGAGAGAAACCCUACAAAUGUGAAGAAUGUGGAAAAGCCUUUAACCAGUGCUCACACCUUUCUAUACAUAAAAGAAUUCAUUCUGGGGAGAAACCCUACAAAUGUGAAGAAUGUGGAAAAGCCUUUAACCAGUCCUCAUCCCUUUCUGCACAUAAAAGAAUUCAUUCUGGAGAGAAACCCUACAAAUGUCAAGAAUGUGGAAAAGCCUUUAAACGGUAUUCAUACCUUUAUAUACAUAAAAGAAUUCAUUCCGGGGAGAAACCCUACAAAUGUGAAGAAUGUGGAAAAGCCUUUAAGGAUUCCUCAACCCUUUCUGUACAUAAAAGAGUUCAUUCUGAAGAGAAACCCUACAAAUGUGAAGAAUGUGGAAAAGCCUUUAACCAGUAUGCACAUCUUUCUGUACAUAAAAGAAUACAUUCUGGAGAGAAACCCUACAAAUGUGAAGGUUGUGGAAAAGCCUUUAACGAUUCCUCAGCCCUUUCUGCACAUAAUAGAAUUCAUUCUGGAGAGAAACCCUACAAAUGUGAAAAAUGUGGCAAAGCCUUUAACUGGUCCUCAAACCUUACUGUACAUAAAAGAAUUCAUUCUGGGUAGAAACCCUAUGAAUGGCAACAAUGUGGUGAAGCAUUUAACCAGUACUCACACCUUUCUGUGCAUAAAAAAAAUUCAUUCUGGAGAGAAACGUUACAAAUAUGAGUAGUGUGGCAAACCAUUUAACUCAGGAUCAAAACAGCCUGUACAUUAAAAAAUAAUGAGAUAACAUGGAAACCCUAGAAAUAUGAAGAAUGUGGCAGUACCAUACUUGGUGUUCAUAACGUAACGAAGCUUAUUGAAAUUUACUCUAGAGAAAUCCUACAACUGUGAACAGUGUGGCAAUACACUUAACCAGAGCUCAAACUUUACUACACGUAAGAAAAUUCAUAUUGGAAAGAAAUCUUACAAAUGAGAAUAAUAUGGGAAACGUUUUAACUCAUUCUUGGCCCUUAGUAAACAUAAGAAAAACAUGUCAGAGAAAAAUGACAAUAUGAAGGUGUGUGGAAGCUUUAUGCCAGAAAUGAUAGUUUUCUGUACACAGUAGUAUUCCUGUUGAACAGAAAGGCUAUAAAUGUGAAGAAGGUGACAAGUGUUUAACUUUUGCUCAAACCAUUCUCUCUAUGAAAUUUAUGACAGAGGGAGGGGGAUUGGUGGGAUUACACCUGUGGUGCAUCUUACAAAAGUAUAUGUGAAAAUUAGUAAAUGUGGAAUGUAACGUCUUAGCACAAUAACUAAGAAAAUGCCAGGAAGGCUAUGUUAACCAGAGUGAUGAAAAUGUGUCAAAACGGUCUAUGAAACUAGUGUAUGGUGCCCCAUGAUCACAUUAAUGUACACAGCUAUGAUUUAAUUAAAAAAAAAAAUUCAUGACAGAGAAAACUCCUACAACUGUGAAGACACUGUUGAAUCCUAUAACCAGGAUUCACACAUUUCAGUACAGAACAGAAUUCACAGAGAUACUCCACAUAUGUGAAGGAUAUGACAGUGUCUUUAAAUAUUUCUCAUACUUUUCUAAUCAUAAUUCAUAUGGAAGAAAUUUUCUACAAAUUUCAAUGAUGUCUUAAAGUUGUGUUUAUCCUGUUUGAUAGGGCUAGAGAGAGACAGGGGCAGAUGAUUCUAAGGCAUCCCUUGUCCAUAAUAAUAAGGAACAAAAUUACCAGACUGGGCUGCCAAGGAAGAAAAGCAUUUCAGGAAGGCUUUCAAAAACUGAACUGAUGUUUGCUCUGCAGAAAUGCCUCUCAGAGGUUGAGUGGCCCCAGUGUGGAGAUAUGGCCAAGGUCAAAAAAGUGGGUCUUUGCAGCAUGCGUACAAGUAAGAUGACAAUAGCCUGAAGGGACCCAUUUUCAUAAACAAAGUAAAAUCUUCACCACUUUUAUCACAGUUUACAAAUAGAACUUGCUUUACAGGGAUAGAAAUGGGAGGACUCUCCAUUCGUGAAUUUUUCCCCCUUUCCAGGAAAAAUAGUAAAUAUAUUACCCCCACCACCACUUAACAUAGAUUUGGAAAAUUAUCAUGAAAGGGAAAAAUCUCACUAACCCAGGGUGUUCUCCACUUGAUAAGUUAGAUGUCUCCCUUCUCUGGAGUGUACUGUGCUUUAAUAAACUUUGACCUUUU